UUUUAUACUUUCUUAGUGCUUCAUUAAAUUAAUAUGAAUAAUUAUUAUCGCAUAUUUUCUUACUGCUCCGUACCCUAAUGUUCUAGCGCGAUAUUUAUGUACUAAAACCUUCCUGGAGAAUUGCUCUAUAGGACAGUGAAAACCGCACUUGAUUCCGUCCAGUAGUUUUAGAGAAAAUAAUGGACAUACAUACAUACACGCCGAAUAUAGAACCUCCUUUUUUUGAAGUUGGUUAAAAAAGAUAACAAUUCGAUAACUUUUACUUUUCUUACUGAGUUAAUCAUUUGUUUAAUUAUUUCCGAAUAAAAAAUAAAUGUUUUUUUUACUUUCAAUCUGAAGAUGAAAGGCGGUUAAGAUGAAGCUUAGAUAUCUGUUAGUGAAACCAACUGUCGGUUUCCUUUCUCGCUCAGAGAAAUCAUAAACAAAUCACUCUAUACUCGUGGGCGGCUAAGUAUAGAACGAUGGCUAUAUGCGAGUACGGAUAUGGAUGGUACGUACGGCAUAAUUAACCCCGGAUCUUCUAGAGUGACGCGCGGCCGGCAGUCUAUAACAGGGGCUUUCGUGAUCUCGUCUGGAUUUCGUCUGGAAAAGCACCGCGCGGAGUUUUCGACAAUAAUGGAACCGCGCGGUACUCCACUUCCGUUAGAACCGCUGGAUGCCAAAAGUCGAAGGGUCACAAGUCCGGCCGGCCUCACUCUCGGAUUAUCGCAUAAUGAAACAAUAAUGAAACGACCCACGCGAAGUUACAAUUUCCUAGGAAACAUACGUAAAAGUGGGACGCCUAACAUCGCUGUCGGAGGCAAUGUUCGCAUGACAACCGACGACAUUUUAUCACUUAGGUGCAUGAGUUUAUUAGAAUUUGUAUAAUGGCUCCAAGUUUUUGAAAAAGAGCUCAAUAAUUUAUUUUCUCAAAGUAAU
Messenger RNA from Temnothorax curvispinosus, 918 nucleotides. RefSeq lists its product as uncharacterized. NCBI's taxonomy places the organism in Eukaryota, Metazoa, Arthropoda, Insecta, Hymenoptera, Formicidae. The transcript has 2 exons. The record is from RefSeq and is a predicted model, not a curated record. The coding region runs from base 484 to 867 and encodes 127 amino acids.